CAUGAACCAUAAAGUGUCACAUCCCCUCAUCUGAGCUGUGUGUGUGUGUGUGUGUGUGUGUGUGUGUGUGUGUGUGUGUGUGUGUGUGUGUGUGUGUGUGUUUCCAGUCGUUGCCAUGGAGGAGACGAGCCGCCUGGUGUCCACAGGAGACUGUGUGAAGAUCUGGGAUGCGGUUUCCAUGGCGCCACUGGAGCAGUUCAACCCUCACAGCACCGGCCACCCUGUGGCCCAGGCCUGCUGGGGCUCCAACAACCAUUACCUGGUCACUUCCAGCAGCAGCGGAGACAAACUGGUGGUUUCCAGCCUCAAGUCGACUCCGGUACCACUGGUGGAACUUGCAGAGGGGAAAAGGCAGACCCGUGUGUGUCUGAGUUCCUCGUCUCAGUUUCUGGUGAGUGGAGGUCUGGAUCACUGCGUUCACCUGUGGGACCUGAAGACCAAGAGGCUGCAUCGCUCCCUCAAGGACCAUAGAGAAGAGGUGACCUGUGUGUCCUUCAACGCCAACGACAGCUACAUCGCCUCCGGCUCCACCAGUGGAGAUCUGGUCCUCCACAGUCUCACCACCAACCAGUCCAGCAAAGCCUUCGGCCACGGCAGCAACCAGCCCAUCCAUGACCUGAAGCUCUCCGCGCUGAAGCGUUCCCUGCUGGGCACCGUGUCCGACAGUGGCGCCGUGGUCCUGUGGGACUCCAACACCCAGAAGGAGCUCCAUGUUUUUGACAGCGCCCACAAGGCCCCGGGCUCGGGCCUGGCCUUCUCACCUGCCAGCGAGCUGCUGGUGGUCAGCGUCGGUCUGGACAAGAAGAUCGUCUGCUACGACACUGCCAGCAAGAUCGUGCUCAGGUCGAUCCGGGUGGACAGUCCCCUGACCUCGAUUGACUUCACUCCAGAUGGUACUGGGCUGGUAGUCGGAUCCACUCAGGGGAAGAUCUACCAGUACGACCUGAGGAACUCCAGCACCCCCACCAGGAUCACUGUUGCACAUAAAACCUCGGUCACAUGUCUUCGCUUCCAGAGCAACACCAGCAGACACAAGUCCAGUAAACUGGGCGCCACCAAGAUCUCCAGUACGAAAAGAUCCUCAACCAGAGUUUCCAGCAGCCAGCUAGACCCCACCCCUUACACAGGCCCCACCCCCCACAGACAGGUGACAAGUACAGCAGGGGUCGCUGAAGCAGACGUGAUGUUCCGGGAAGCUGAGGGUCAACAGGGGACAGAGCAGCUUCCAGCCGUGGAGAAGAUGAGCAGCGUUGGACGAAACAGUCUGGACGUCUUCUCUCCUGUACGAGAUGACCUGAGGACUCAGGGGACAACUGGAGAGACGCCGUUUGGAAGAACACACGUAACCAGUCUGGACAUGUUGUCCAGAGAAGGGGAGGGUCAGCCGGUCGUGGGUCGUGCCAGUCUGGACAUCUUCUCGCCCGUCAGAGACGAUUCUCACUCCGGUGCCAGCGCUCAUCGUAAGACCCCCCUGGUGGCCACUGCAGGUCGAUGCUACAGCCCACUGUCUGUCUUCCAGACCCCCCCACCAAUCAAAGAAGAAGAGCCAAUCACUGCUGCAGCUGCUGAACCAUGUGACUCCAGGAAGGUGCUGACCCGUGUUCAUCAAACACGUGACUGUUUUUUCUCUUGUUUGUGAUCUGUGUCCGUGCGG
Paralichthys olivaceus (Japanese flounder) is the source of this 1654-nucleotide messenger RNA. The record is from RefSeq and is a predicted model, not a curated record. NCBI's taxonomy places the organism in Eukaryota, Metazoa, Chordata, Actinopteri, Pleuronectiformes, Paralichthyidae.